UUGCGACGUUUCGGAAUAUUGUCGGUUUCUGGUGCAUUUGAGACCUAAAACUUCAUGUUUUUUAUUUGGAUGGUAUCAUCGUCACUUCGAUUGCAGGAUGUCUUGGUUUCCUGAAGAUGAGCAUCGGUCAACAAACCGCUUCACAAAGUUCUGUGCUAAUGUUUUGAAAUGUGGAGCCAUCCCAAAACAUGUUGCUUUCAUCAUGGAUGGAAAUAGAAGGUUUGCAAGAAAAAGUUCUCUUGAAAGGCAAGAAGGACACAUAAAAGGUUUUGAGAAACUUACUGAGACAUUAGAAUGGUGUUUAGACCUUGGCAUUACAGAAGUUACUGUCUACGCAUUCAGUAUUGAAAAUUUUAAAAGAUCCAAAGAAGAAGUUUCUGGUUUGAUGGAACUAGCAAGACAAAAGUUUGAGAAGUUACUCGAAGAGAAGAAAAUGAUACAGAAAUAUGGAGUAUGCAUACGGGUACUGGGUGAUAUUGAUCUGCUGCCAAAUGACGUAAAACGAGCGGUUGCAGAGGCUGUAAAUUUUUCAAAACAUAAUAAUAGGGCUAUUCUCAAUGUAUGUUUUGCAUACACAUCUAGACAUGAAAUAAGUAAUGCAAUAAAAGAAAUGGCAUUGGGAGUGGAAGAGGGCUUUCUCAGACCAAGUGAUGUCUCUGAAGAACUUUUAGAGAAGUGUCUUUAUACUGGAAAGUCUCCCAAUCCUGAGUUGCUGAUACGAACAUCUGGUGAAGUGAGACUCAGUGAUUUCCUGCUAUGGCAAACUACGUUCUCAGUAUUAUCUUUUGUAAAGGUUCUGUGGCCGGAAUUUUCUGUGUGGCAUUUAUUUGCAGCAGUUUUACACUAUCAAAGAAACUAUGAACAGAUACAGAAAACAAAGCAACAAAAUCAAGAAACAGUUGAAGAAAGACAGCGAGAGUCUGAUCAUCAGUGUGUGUUGGAGGACUACAAGAACUGUAGUGACUUGGAAAGCAAAAUUCAGCUAUAUGCUAAGCAAAGAGAACAGCGAAUUCAGACAUUCCUAAAUCAUUUAGAUGAAAAACAUAGUAAAUAUUUAGAUUCUAUAUUGGGUGUAUGAAUGACAUUCACUCCUAAGACUAAUAUAUAAAGGUAAACAGUGUCAAAAAUAGGAAUAGGUGCCUCACAUUUCAACAAACAAUUCAAAUGUCUUGAGUAUUCAUUCCAUGAUCCUCAGACAGCUAAAAUCAAAAUUUGAAAAAUAUUCACAAAAACUGUUUCAUAUCAUAAAUGAACUGAUAUGAAAUAGGACCAACUACAUGGCAGUAUAAAUGUGAUCUGGCUUGGAGAAUAAUAAUCCAUGAAUAUAUAAAAAGCAUAUGUUGUUUAAUAGUAAGUAAAUAUGAAACCCAGUAAAUGCAGAGGUACAUGUACAUUUUGUAGUAUAGGGUACACACAACUGCUUUGAAGGAAUAGAAGAAUUGAUGGAUAUCUUGGUCAAGAAUCUGGAGCAUUCCACCCAUGAUACUUCCACCCACUCCACUAACUUUUUCUGGCAAAAUGGAAUCAUGUCAAUUAUUUAUGUCCGACAUUUCUCAUUUCUCAGCUUACAUGAAGACGUGAUUCUAUUUACAGAACUCUGGGAAGCAAAUCUGAAGAUGAUCAGCAUCUUGUGUAUUAUCUAAACCAGUGUUUGCACUGGAAAGUAGAAAGCCCAAAUUGAAAUAAACAUGAUAGCAUGGAGGCUUCUCAAUAUAUCCGAUUCUGAUUUAGGAAAACAAAUUGAGUUGAAUCUCAAAUAGUUGUAAAUUUACUGUGAAUGUCAGUGUAUUUCACUCUGAAG
This is a messenger RNA of Saccoglossus kowalevskii, 1801 nucleotides long. Its product is annotated as dehydrodolichyl diphosphate synthase complex subunit DHDDS-like. The record is from RefSeq and is a predicted model, not a curated record. Gene Ontology annotation, cellular component: endoplasmic reticulum; dehydrodolichyl diphosphate synthase complex. Gene Ontology annotation, molecular function: ditrans,polycis-polyprenyl diphosphate synthase [(2E,6E)-farnesyl diphosphate specific] activity. Lineage: Eukaryota; Metazoa; Hemichordata; Enteropneusta; Harrimaniidae. Gene Ontology annotation, biological process: polyprenol biosynthetic process.